AUGAAAUCAAUCUUGAUAAUCCUCCUUUGUACAGUCGCUUUUGGCUUAGAAUACCAAUCAUGCAGCACCGUUAGCUGUGGUACCGGAGCAAAUAAUCAAUGUAUAUCUGUUUAUACAAACAACAAGACUACAAUAGUAACACCAUGCUCAGCCAAUCAAACAUGUGCUGAUAAUGGCCAAUUUUCAGGCACAACAGGGAACUGGGCAGCAGCAAACUGCGCAGAAAAAUCGGCACAACCCAGUCCCUCAAUAGACUGCUCUGUAAGCUUAACAACUUUAACAGGGAAGCCUUGCUGUAAUGACAAUAAUUGUAAAAGUGGAAGCUGCGAUAAUGGAAUUUGUGAAGGACUUUCGAACGGAGCCAAUUGUACAGUCGAUGAAGAAUGCAGGCCAGGGUAUUAUUGUAAAAGCACUAAUUGGACAUUCCCAACUAAUGGCACAAAUGUGACAAACGAAACAAAUCUGACAGGGCUGUGCUCAGACUCUUUAUCAAGUGGUGACAUCUGCACGUUCCAUAAUGAGUGUCCUAUAGGAUAUGGCUGCAACAAUUCUACCUGCACUCAGCUUUUUUCACAAGAUAUCAAUGCCGUCGUGUCUGACAAAAGAUUUUGUAAAUCAGAUUUUAUUAGAAAUGGCAAAUGUGAUGGAAUUUAUAUACGUUCAAAUAACACCCGCUUAUCGUCCCCAUAUGCUUGUACGAUUGGCCAAAGAUGCAAUUAUGUAUAUGCUUCUGAUAACGCAGUUGCAGCUGAAGAUUGAUGCCAAUGUGGAGGGGUAAAAAAUGAUACUGGGUACUGUGGGAGCUUUGGAAAUGUCAUUGGUUAUUGGGAUGAAGUUUUCCCGAAGCUUCAAUAUAGCCGUUCUGAUUGUUCAGGAAAUUAUUCACAUAGGUACAAUGAUAGUGUGCAUUUCACCGAGGUACUUUUAGUUGAAAAUUUUUAAAUAUGUGCCAAUUUGGCUGAAAUUUAACGGUUUUUCGGUCAAAUGUCUCACUAUCAAAAAUGAUUCGAACAAAUUUUUCCCUAGGGAGAUGUAUCAUUAUCAAAUUUCCACAGUCAUUUGGCAUGGAGCCUAUUCACACACUGAUAAUUUCGCUGAACUUUUCAAUUGCAGCUCACUUUCGAGUAUCGAAGAACAGUAUUUAGAAGGAAUGAAUGAACAAGCCACUUAUUGGACUUUAUAUCAGUCUGGUGCUAUAGACAGCUGUGUGAAUCAGCUUGGACUGUUCCCGACCAAUGUCACUUUGGGUUCUGAUACCAGUGGGGCUAUGAUGAUGGUGAUUUCUUCAAUCUUAUUAAUAUUUGCGUAA
This is a messenger RNA of Blepharisma stoltei, 1309 nucleotides long. NCBI's taxonomy places the organism in Eukaryota, Ciliophora, Heterotrichea, Heterotrichida, Blepharismidae. The record is from the annotation of a GenBank genome assembly.